This is a messenger RNA of Chenopodium quinoa (quinoa), 1740 nucleotides long. RefSeq names its product transcription initiation factor TFIID subunit 11-like. Gene Ontology annotation, molecular function: transcription coactivator activity; protein heterodimerization activity. Gene Ontology annotation, cellular component: transcription factor TFIID complex; nucleus. The transcript has 6 exons. Gene Ontology annotation, biological process: RNA polymerase II preinitiation complex assembly; transcription initiation at RNA polymerase II promoter. The record is from RefSeq and is a predicted model, not a curated record. The coding region runs from base 780 to 1421 and encodes 213 amino acids. NCBI's taxonomy places the organism in Eukaryota, Viridiplantae, Streptophyta, Magnoliopsida, Caryophyllales, Amaranthaceae.
AAGUGGCAUGACAAGCUAAUUUCACAAUUAGCUUACCAUUGAAGUUGCUCUAAUUGCCCUUUUAUUACAUAACAAAGAGGACGAAAAUUAAUUUCGCCUUUUUAUUUCAAAGCAAAGAGGGCGAAUUUAGUUUUUAUCCUCUAAUAUAAUAGAGCAAAGUGGGCGAAAUUUUAAUUUGCCCUCGUUGAACUAAAAUAAUACGCCCAAAGACAAAAGUAAUACGCCUCACUCAGUCAUCUCUUCCCUUCAUAUCCCGUCAAAAAAAAAAAAAAAAAUCUCUAACACAAAAACGCUCACUCAGUCUCUCUCCUCUCAAAAAUGAUGAACCCUAAACCCCCAAAUUGAUUUCGAAUUCUUCCCUCUAAUUCACCCCCAAAAAUGUAUGAACCCUAAAUCGCUCCCAUUCUUCGCUCCAAAUUCUUCGCUCUAAUUUUUCGCUCUAAUUCUUCGCUACGUUCAGAUUCUUUGCUCUGAUUCAUUGCUUGAAGUCAGUCAGAUUGCAAGUCAGAUUUCGCUCCAAAUCAUUGCUCGAAGUCGGUCAGAUUACAAGUCAGAUUUCGCUUCAAAUUAUUGCUCGAAGUCGGUCAGAUUACAAGUCAGAUUUCGCUCCAAAUCAUUGCUCGAAGUCGGUCAGAUUGCAAGUCGUUCAGCCCUUACACUCUUACAGGUACGAGUAUAAAACGUAGACCGAAUUGUCUUUACUUCUCUCUCAGUUUCGGACCAUUGAAGCGCCUUUUUACAUUUCUAUCCUCCAUUGAAUCAACUUUUGAGGGCGUAGAAUGAAGCAGUCACAAGAUCCUUUCGAAGCAGCAUUUGUAGAGCAGGAAUCACCACCUGAGUCUCCUGCUGCAGUCAAUGAUACUGAAACCCAAAUAGACGCUGCUGCGACUGUCAACGAUGCUGAUCAACCCGAGGAUGAGGUGGGAUUGGAACUUGUAGCUCAUCCUAAUGUCGCAUCAACUUCAGCUGCUCCACUAGCUUCUGGGGUCACUCAACCCAAUAACAAGAACAAAGAUGAAGAUGAUGAUGAGGAGGAAGACAACAUGGAUGUUGAGCUCGGGAAGCUCUCAUCUAGUGGUGACCCUGAUAAAAUGGCCAAAAUGCAGACCAUCUUAUCUCGAUUUACAGAGGAGCAAAUGAGCAGAUAUGAAUCUUUUCGGAGGUCUGGUUUCCAGAGAUCCAACAUGAAAAGGUUGCUAGUAAGUAUUACAGGCAGUCAGAAGAUCUCUGUACAUAUGUCCAUUGUUGCAUCCGGAAUUGCAAAAAUGUUUGUUGGGGAGCUUGUUGAGACAGCUAAAAUAGUGAUGUCUGAAAGAAAGGAUUCUGGCCCCAUUAGGCCAUGCCACAUACGAGAAUCAUAUAGAAGGCUGAAGAUGGAAGGCAAAGUACCUAAAAGAUCAGUUCCAAGGCUCUUCCGUUAAGGUGUUUAUUACCCUAGGGCAACUCUGCAAAUCCUCUUGUUAAUAUUCCUUCAUCUAUUUGUCAUUAGGAUCUUUUCUGUAGUUGAAAUUUUGUAGAUUUUUAGAUUUGUGACAAGGUUGAAGAACCUCAAAUUUCUGUUCUCUGAAAGCAAUUCAUUGAAAUGUUAUGAUUAAGUUUUUAUAACUAUGUACACGGUAUAUUAUUGUAUCAGUAGUACAGACUGCAGUCUGCACGGUGCAUUUCAGUUGAUUGGUGCACCAAUUGUGUUAAGGGCUUAAGGCAAUUUACAUAAUAAAAAGAGAUCUAUAUUUCAGUCCA